GAGAAUUUUGAAAUUCGCUUUGAUGUUUUGAAUUUUGAAAUUACGUAAAAGAUGGAGAGUCAAAUGGGAGAUAAUUAUGAUUUGUAUUGGGAGAAAAUAUCGGCUGCGUUUCCUAUUUUAAACGACCAGUCUAUAGAAAUUAAAACUUCACCAAAACAAAAUUUAAAUGAAGCUGUUGAAAUAAUAAAUCGAUUACGAAUAAAAGAUCAUGUAAUCGAAAUAAUCUUGGGUAACAUUCAAAGUUAUUUACGUCGAGUUGUUGUACCGAAAUUUUGGUCAAAAUUACAAAUUAUACCUGGUGAAAAUGAUACUAAAAUUGACGAUUUUGCGAAUGCUGUUCGUAUAUUAUACGAUGAUAUAUUACAAUUAGUACCGAUUAUUGAUCAAAUUCAAAUAUUAAAUGUAGAUUGUGAUAAAACAUAUUACGGUCAAUCAAGUUUACGGUCUGUGUUGAAGUUAUUUUUACAUGGAACGUUAUUUUCACAAUUGCCAUAUAAGUAUAAUGUAGUUGUAUCAAAUUUUUACGAAAUAUGUUUGAAAAUUUUUUCGGCAUCUGAUUUAUUAGAUGAUUCCGAAAAGUUAUUGAAUUGUCGAUCGUGUAAUUAUGAAUUAAGUGAUUGUCAGUGCCAGCAGAUUAUUUCUACUUUCCAAGAAAUUAAUAAAAAACUUUUAGAAUUAGAUUUAAUGGAACGGUUAGUGAUUCAAGAAGUUAUAUCUUUAAUAUACAAUCGUAUUGAAACUCACAUUAAGGAAACUUGCAAGAAUGUUUACGAUGUUUCAUAUUUAAAACACUUUGAAAAUUGGUUAAAAACGGUUGUUAUGUCAUGGCUAACGCAAAUUUAUUGUGGCAGUUCAAUUGAAUCGAUAGAAGACGUACAAGAUGAAAUAAUUAGACAAAAUUUAAUAUCAUAUCAUGAAAAAUUAACACAAUUUUUAUAUGAAACAUAUUUAAAAAUAAUUAUUGAUCAACUAUUUUGCAUAAUUAUUGAAUAUCCAGAUUCACAACCGAUAAUCGAUGAUAUUCGAUUAUGUUUACCAAAAACAGAUUUACGUUCAACAUUAACUACAAAAUUACAACAAGCGUUAAAAUUACGUUUAUUACAUCAAGGUGUAAGUACGCCAGACAUUUUAACAGCGUUUAUUGCGGCAAUACGCGCACUACGACGUUUAGAUCCAACUGGUGUACUCUUGGAUACUGUUACGGAACCAGUACGGAAAUAUUUACGUUCACGUGAUGAUACAGUUCGUUGUGUUGUUACUAAUUUAACUGAAGAAGGUUCAAGUGAAUUAGCUGAUGAAUUAGUAAAAGGUGAAGCAUUGCAGUUAGAUGAUGCGUAUUUAUCGGAUGAAGAUAGUAAUGAUUGGGAAACUUGGAUGCCUGAUCCCAUCGAUGCUGAUCCAACAAAAACAUCGAAAACCCGCCGAACUUCCGAUAUAAUUUCAAUGUUAGUAAAUAUUUUCGGUAGUAAAGAAUUGUUCGUAAAUGAAUAUCGAACUCUAUUAGCAGAUCGUUUACUAUCACAAAGUGCUUGCAAUACCGAAAAAGAAAUACGUUACCUAGAAUUAUUAAAAGUACGAUUUGGUGAUUCACAAUUACAUUAUUGUGAAGUCAUGUUAAAAGAUAUCUGUGAUUCAAAACGUUUGAAUGCAAAUUUACAAAAUGAUGUGAAUUAUAUGGAAGAGAGUAAAGGUUUUCCAGCAACAGCUUUAAUAUUAUCCGCACAGUUUUGGCCACCAUUUAAGGAGGAAACAUUUGAAUUGUUGCCAGAUGUAAAAAAACAAUUUGAAUUAUAUACAAAAGGCUUUGAAGCAUUGAAAGGUAAUCGUACGCUGUGUUGGAAACCACAUUUAGGAUUUGUUGAGUUAGAAAUUGAAUUGGAGAAUCGUACAUUGAAUUUAACGGUUUCCCCAAUGUUAGCAACGAUUAUUAUGCAUUUUCAAGAAAAAAAAUCUUGGACAAUUGAUGAAUUAUGUAAGUCGAUGAAGGUGCCACCAUUAAUGUUACGUCGACGAUUACAUUAUUGGCAAUCACACGCAGUUUUACGAGAGGAAAAAGCUAAUACAUUUGUGCUAAUCGAAGGAUCGGCAGCAAAUAAAACCAAAACACGACCACAAACUACGGGUGUAAUUGAUGUGCCAUGUGAAGAGGAAGAAAUGGAAAGUGCAUUAGCAUCUGCUCAUGAUCAACGUGAAGAAGAGUUGCAGGUUUUCUGGUCAUAUAUUGUGGGUAUGCUCACGAAUUUAGAAUCAAUGUCCCUGGAUCGUAUUCAUCAAAUGUUAAAAAUGUUUGUAUCUGAAGGUCCCACAUCAAUGGAAUGUAGUAUACAGGAGUUACGAUUCUUUUUAGAGGGUAAAGUACGGGAACAUAAGUUAAUUGUUAGUGGGGGUGUUUAUAAAUUACCAAAAAAUUAAUAAAUAAUUUAUUUAUUUUUAUAAAACUUAUAUGGAUUUAUUUAGAAAAAGC
Molecule: messenger RNA, 2464 nt
Organism: Chrysoperla carnea
Lineage: Eukaryota; Metazoa; Arthropoda; Insecta; Neuroptera; Chrysopidae
Gene: morula
Product: anaphase-promoting complex subunit 2
Exons: 8
Coding region: 52-2412 (786 amino acids)
Biological process (GO): ubiquitin-dependent protein catabolic process
Cellular component (GO): anaphase-promoting complex
Molecular function (GO): ubiquitin protein ligase binding
Source: RefSeq, a predicted model, not a curated record